Messenger RNA from Saccostrea cuccullata (small rock oyster), 2560 nucleotides. Its product is annotated as myb-like protein X. The coding region runs from base 117 to 2321 and encodes 734 amino acids. NCBI's taxonomy places the organism in Eukaryota, Metazoa, Mollusca, Bivalvia, Ostreida, Ostreidae. The transcript is spliced from 2 exons. The record is from RefSeq and is a predicted model, not a curated record.
CCGAAUUCACGCAACACCGGUUUUGACGUCAGCGCGCCAUUUCAAAGAUUAUAAACAACUCCAGAAGCAGAGGUCCAGUACCUUUGUUCGAAUCUCAACAAGGAUAAAAAGUCAGCAUGGGUUCCGAGUCUGACAUAGAUGAGCUACACAGCUCCAUUUUAAGUCUGUGUGAGGAGGACUCUCAAAACAGGACACUUAACCAGACCCUCAACUUGUCUCCCAUUAAAUCAAAUGAUAAUAGCUGCUUGGAUACUCCAUCUCACACUGACAAUGCUGUUGUUUCAUGUUCAGCCAAUGAAUUUACGCCUUCCCUUGAUCCUCGCUCAGACAAAAGAUUUUCAUUCAGGACUCAUAGUACACCAUUAAUGCCCAAAAAGUUGUGUUCAAUUCCCCUGUUAUCAGAACCUAAAGAAAAGACUGUCUUGGAGGAAGAGGACACGGACAGAACAGUCUUAGAGCAAGAAGACAAAGAAAAGACUGUCCUGGAGCAAGGGGACACAGAUAAAACUGUCAUAGAGCAAGAAGACAAAGAAAAGACAGUGUCGGAAGUAAAAGGUGAAGCUAAAGACAUCCAUGAAAUGACCUAUGAAGAGCUAUUGUCUGAGGUCACAAUGCUGUGUGAACUGCCCCGGAAUCAUUGGUUGAGUUCAGACGGUCCCUCAAAGUUAAAAAUGGAGGAUUCCAUAAAGGACUUGAAUCAGACCCAACUAAGCAAAAUAGACAUGGAUAGCAUUUUAUCUCAGUCUUAUGUACAGAGAGAUGAGCAGAAGAAAGAGGAAAAACCUGGGAGAUUUGCCAGUUUGUCCACUACAACUUCAACAAGCUUAGUUGCUUUAGAUGAGGAAGAAGAUGUUGAACUUUCGGAGGAUAUUCUUGGAUUGGAUGAAUACAUUUGGAGUGAGUUAGAUUCGGAUGAUGAUGUUGAUGAAGAAUCUUUGUUAUCUGGUGAGGAGACGGUAAUCGCGGAUAAAACACUGAAGAAUGACAGAGAUGUUACGGCGAAGGAGAAAAUAGAAUCAAAGACUCCUCCUCCUUCUACAUCGGAAAAUGAUGGUGUGGUUCCAGAUGAAACAGGAGACAACAAAUUAAAAACUGUUAAUACAAGUGAACUAGUCCAAAAGACAAAUGUUGAUGUCAAUAAAAACAUUGUUUGUGGUACUCAAAAGAGAAAAGAAAAUGAUUUUAAAGAAACCCAUCCCAAAAAGACAAAACUUUCAGAUUCUCAUGAUACUGAGUUAGAAGAAAAGGAUAAAAGGAAUCUAGAGAGUGCCAAACCCCAGUCUGAUGUAGAAUAUGUAGUUAUCAACUUGCUAGAUGACUCAGAAUCAGAUUUUGAGAAAUCUGAUCGAGAUGAAGAGGAGGCUACUCAGAAAAGAAAGAUAGAGACUUCAGUAUUAGAUAAUAAGGCUAAGGUACCAACGAUCUGUGUCAGUCCACUGGUUAAACAUACUGAUGAAAGUGCCGAGGACGCAAGAGAUUCUCAAGACAAGGGGGAUGAGGAGAAAUACCACACACAGUUAAAUUACGAGGCAGAGAAGUCUUAUUUAAAAAGUGAAAAUGAAUUGACAAGGAGUGUGAUGAGAAAGUGGAAUUCCAAUGGAAUCCAUAAUCCUGAUAAAAAUCUGACCCACGCAACUACUCUCAGGAAAAAGGCCAAUGGCAUGAAAGGGCGAUUGGAAGGAUUUCACUUAUCUACCCUUCAUGGAGAUAGCAAUGGGGCAGAUCCAUAUAUGAAAAGUCAUGUGAAUACGAGAUCUUUGGCAGAAAAUAUUAACAAAUUGAGAAUGGACAUGAAUGACUUGGAGCAUUAUUAUUAUAACAGACUUCUAGAGAUGAAGUGUAUCUUCCAUGCAAAGAUGGAUGAUCAAAUUGAUCGGAAUAGGAAUCGCAUUCGACACUUACGAAUUCAACAGGAAAUGGAGGCGAGAGCUGUUCAUUAUCAGCACUUUGAUCUGAUGAUUAAACAGUGUAAACUCAUGCAGUUGAAAAUGGACCAUCAGGCACAAAUGAAUCACAUGAAGUGUGUUGCUUUCAGUGAAGAACAAGCCGUGCAAGAUGAAUAUUCACAGAAAGUGCAGUUGGAAAGGAUGAGGUAUGAGGAACAGCACAACAAGUUGUCUUCCCUUGUGAAUCAGUUAACUCAGCGGGAAUUUGAGGGGAAGGAUGACCAGUUUGGACCUCACAUUAUGGUGGAUCUCAUCAAGGCCCCGUGCAGGGAUAACAAUGAGAGCAAGUCUCUUGUCUCUGUGUGUUUACCUUUGGACAUUGCAAAUGCUAUGAUAAAAGAGGAUGAAGUUUAUGAAAGAUUUUAUGAGUACUAGUAUUAGAUGUAAGGGAGAUGAAUUUACUCAUAGUGGAGAACUGUAAUUUUAAAUAUUAAGCUGGUAGUUAUUUUAAGCUCACUUGAACCUCAGCUCAAGUGAGCUUUUCUGAUCAGCAUUUGCCUGGCUAUCUAUCCAUCAUUCUGCAGAAAAUUUGAUUCAUUGAAGAAACACUCCUUUUAGGAAGGAGAAAAUUUAGAAACAGAAUUUGGUGCCAUUAAAAAAAAAAAUCUUAUGAA